This is a messenger RNA of Nematocida parisii ERTm1, 1302 nucleotides long. RefSeq lists its product as uncharacterized. The coding region runs from base 1 to 1302 and encodes 433 amino acids. NCBI's taxonomy places the organism in Eukaryota, Fungi, Microsporidia. Gene Ontology annotation, molecular function: zinc ion binding. The record is from RefSeq and is a predicted model, not a curated record. The transcript has a single exon.
AUGGAAGACAUUGAAUACAAAUUAAGAUUCCUUCUGAACUCAAUGACACUCACAGUGGAUAAAGUACAAACAGCAGAUACCACACAGAUGAACCACCUUCAGUUCUUAAAGAAGUAUAAAAAUCAGAAAAUUAUCCAUGCAUUUAUAAAACAGGCACCAGCCGCAGACACUCCCAUAAGCACACCCUUAUUAGGAGUACCAAUUAACCCUGAGGAUACAUCACAUAAGUUAUUGUACUGUAAGAUAGCCGUGGGUACGUCAUUAUUCACAUCAUCAGAAUAUGCCAUGAACUGCAAGACACCCCAUGGAUACGACUCAUUCAUAAUCAGCAAUAACCCAGAAGUAAUUGAAUCAGUCAUAAGUACGUAUAAGAAGUCUAAAUCACUCGCAUCGUAUACGUAUAUAGUACCAGAUAUAAGCAGAGUGUUAGUCAUAGCAGAAGUACACUUCACAUACGAUAAGAAACUAGAAGAUAAAAGUAAGAAUAAUGACCACUGUGAGUACUGUAACGAUAAACCAGCCAUAUCAUUCUGUAUAGCAGAAAGGGCUGCAUUCUGUGGUGACUGUGAUAAAUACUUCCACAGUAAUGCAUUCACACAGAGACAUGCAGUGCACUACUUUAAACAAGUCGGUAAGAAAAGGUUCCUGCACUGUAAAGACCAUAAAACAGUCGUAAUAGAUUACUUCUGCAUGGACUGUACUAUGCCCGUAUGCAUACAGUGCAGGAUAACCAGUACAAAUGUAUCCCAUCACAGUCACCGGAUGGUAUCGUACAUUGAAGCCUGUGACGACUUAAAGAGUAAAGUGACUGAGUGCACUGAUAUGGACAUUGUAAUGAAAAGGGCAGAAUCAGCCAUCACACAGAUUGACCAGGAGAUAUCCGGGUUUGAAGGUGAAAUUGAGUGCAUUAAGGGUAAGUUACAGUACGAGUACGAUACGUCCAUGAGCAUGCUGAAUGAUUUAGUCAAGAGGAGGUACCAGCGAAUCAAUGCAAAGUAUUUUGAGAGCAAGUACCUCAUGGAAAUUGCCGAUCGGGCUGUGAAGUACCCCAGGGAAGUUGAUCCGAGCGUGUUAGUUGAGAAGUGGAAGGCCAUUCAGGACAUGAACAGAAGUAUUUCUGAGAUUGUAUUGGAGGAUAUUGGGAAGUAUUCGAAGAUUAUUGUGAAGGGUGGGUUAUCUGUUGAGAUGGUUAAUUCGUGUGAGGUGUCACCUAAUAGUGUGAGCACAGUGCCUGAGGAUGAUCUUGUCAGGAAGCGGACUGAGAUGCUUUUAAGGGUUUCUCAGUUUAAAACGAGUGAAUAA